GAGACGAAAAUCUGACGUCACUUUCCGAGGGCGGAGUCGUGUCGGGAGACUGGCACAUCAUCAUCAUGCAGGAUACAUAUUGUUGAAGCUGCAAUGAUGCACGAGUACGAGUAAGAAGAGGCGCUGCAGGUACGGCGAGAGAUUAUUUGGUUCCACACGUAUCCCUGUUAAACAAGUUUCUCCCAUUAUGUCUGGCGGGGAUCUUCGCGUUCUUCGCCAAGAGCCAGGGCAGGAGAGCCCGAGGAUGCCGGCCUGGAAACGCGAGAUCCUUGAGCGGAGAAAGGCGAAGGGCGGCGGAGCAGGUGCCGAGUCCGUCGCAUCUCGACAUAACGGCGAGGUAACGGCCAGCAAAAGCAAGGAUGAUAUCACCGGCGCACAUUCUAGCAUGAACUAUACCAUCACCGCUGCCAAGCGCGCGACCAAAAGCCCGGAUCUGUCACCGGUGAAAACAAAAGAGCACUGGGCAUCCGCGGACCCGAGCCGCACGGAGGAGAGAACGGCGAGAGACAACGGAUCGCAGGAGAGCCUGGUAUUGCAAGAGAGCUUGGGUCCGCUGCAGGAAAACCCAUUCAUUAAACUGGAAAAAGAACGCAAAAAGCGUCAGAGCGAAGAGAACGCCGCGCGACCUGUUCAGCACAUCCUCGAGUUAUACGGCAGCGUCCCCGGGAUACGGACUAUACGCGCUGAGAAUAUCAUCAUCAUUGAAUCCGACCCGGAGUACUUUUCGGAAGGAUGUGGUUUGAAACAUGCAUCGAAACUGCAGCAGAACGGCACGGUGAGCGGAUAUAGCUCUCUCAAUGACUUGUUGGACCGAAGAGGUAGUCCGGUUACUGAGAUACGCGCGAAGGAAGUGGUCAUUUACGAUACUGCACUUAGUAAAAGCGAGGAGAACCUCAGCACGCUGGGACGACCGGCUUCCUCCCCGCUGGAGGGGCAAGGCAGGGUGAGUCGCAUGCUACAGAAAUUUGACAGGAAUUAUGGCAAGCUGCAGCCCAAGUCACGCAGCACGGAAAACCUCCUGGACUUGGAUUCCAGUCCCAUCAGGCCAAGCUCCAGACCCAAGCCAGAUGUGGUGCCAAAAUGCCCAGUAUCUCCGCAAGCCGGUUCUUCACACAACAAGGUCUUCCAAAAUGUCCAGUCUUCCAUGAGCAAUCAUCACACCUCUCCUAGUGGCUCAGAGAGUAGUACACCCGUUUCUGGAUCCCCUCAGUUAGUGUCUUCCGCACGGAGACGUUUCGAGGGGAGUGGGGGACGAAGUGUUACUGUGUAUCCCAAGGAGGACACUGAGAGGUCUCCGUCCAAGCCUGUUAGAGAACGGGACUGGGACAGCACAGAUGGGGCCUCCAAAGCCAAGGUGCCAUGCUCUCCAGAGAGCCACCAUGCCCGUGCCGACUGUACUCCUAGCCCCACAUCACCCCCUUUAUCGCCCAGUUUUGAGAUCCGUCCGUCCCCUCACCCGGAUCUUUCUCUUCUUCCGGCCGGUGAUCUACAGGCCCGUGCACUCGCCAACUUGCGACUCCAGUCUCGCAAUUCCUUCACUGUCAUUCCCAAGAGUCGAGCGGCUAUUUCGUCACCUGGUAGCACUGCCCCAUCCAGUCCUGUCCUUUCCCCCCCAUCCCCACGACCCCUGGUGGGUGUGGCAGCUUCAGAGCCCGUAGUGCCAACCCCCUCGCCUGCUUCUUCCAUACCCUCCACACCAAAGCUUACAGAAAAGCUGACCAUAGAAGCCAAAACAGCGUCUCCGCAACAUACCCCACCUACCACACCCACCUCUCCAGCCCUAGCUUCUCCACCCUUAAUUGGCUCACCCGUCAAAUCAGUCCCAUCUCCGGAUGAUAAGCUGCCUAUCACAAACAUCGAUGAUAUAGUCGUGGAGCCCACGCCGCCUGUUCCGAGCCCUGCAGUGCAGAGGCGCAAAGGAAAUACAUUUACAGUCGUUCCGAAACGGAGGCCAGAGGCCCAGUCUGGCCCUGCUGAGACCCCAGAAGUUGUCAAUGAAUCUCAGAGCACACCACAGGCCCCUUAUGUCCACCUGGGAACCCUGAUUAAAAAGCGUUACCCUGCUGCAGAGGAGAUAGAGGUCAUUGGGGGCUACCUCUCUCUUGGGCGAUCCUGCCUCUCGAAGACUGGCUCAACAGGAAAAAAGCUGAAAAUAUCCUUCAACGAGUCCAGCCUGCAGAGCACUUUCGAAUACCCAUCCGAGAGCAGUGUGUGGGACAGUGGAGAGGACGAGGAGGAAGGGGAAGAAAAAGAAGCAGAAGAUGAUGGAGGGUUCAUUGCAGGGAGGAUAAGCAUUCCUCGCGCCAGCUACACCAGCUCACUCACUCACUCCAACAACACCACGGAUCUUUCCAGUUACACACCCAAACACUCAGUGGAGUUUAACGCCUGGCAAGAACACAAGCUUGAUGAGUCUGCUCACCCAGGGGAAGAUACUUCACAGAGUACAGAGGAGGUUAUGCUGACACCUGCUGAUAGCUCCUCUCUGUCGGACUUCAGCAGUGAACCAGCGCUCUACUUCUAAACCUUCCAGACGUCUGGAAAAUAGGGGACCAACCAUUGCCUGCCUACCAGCACCAGCCUGGAUGCAAAGAAACAACGUUCAGAACAAUGGAACCAGUAGCAACCAGCACGUAAACUUACAUUCUGUAUUCCAUGUCUGUGCGCCAUCAUCUUCAACAGCAGGACUGUCCUCAUUGCUGGUCCACGCAGCAGAUGUAUCACUCACAUCCGGAAGUGACCUCCUGUCGCCACCAAUUGUGAUUGUGAUGGACUCUGUUAACAUGGAAAAUGGCUCAAAUAGCCAUUCCGCUCUUGAAUUUCACUCUUCCAUCACAUACUUGCUCUUUGUAUGUAAUCCUCACCUCAUGAAAGUGACCAAAUUUCUAAAAGAGAGAAAGAUGAAAGACUGUCCUUUAAAUAGAGAAGGAAACUUGAGUGGGUGUAAUGGGACUCCAGGAAGAGGACAAUAAGAGGGUGAAGCAACAAAAAAUGAAAUGAGUGACUUGUUUAUGUAUGACUGGUAAAAGAGUGCCACAAUCCUUGUUCUUUGUGAUGUUUUUGUAUGUGCAUGUGUAGGUCUGUAUUGACAUGACUCCCAAACUAUAGAAGUCCUCCACUUUAGUUUCAUUUGUAUGCCUGUGUUUCGUUCAAGGUAGUCAUUUUUGAUGCACAGACUGAUAUAUACUAUACAGCCGAAAUACUAACAAUAUGUUAGUGUUGACUUAUUGAUUCUAGAUCGGUUUUAUAGAGCAACUCUUAAUUGGUGAGCUGGUAAGCUCAUUCAUUUUCACUUUGCUUUUUCAUGGUAAUAGAAUUUAUUAACCACUCAACAUUUUAAUCAUAAUUUUGAUCACCCAUGCAAACAUAAAUGCAGUGAAGACAUGCCAAGGUUACAUUUCACCCCAAAAAAGAAAAAAGAAAAUAUAUUUUGCAUAAAUAAAAUUAAGGCUGUUUUUAGAAUCACCAUUGUAACAUUUUUGUUAUGACAUUUAAACGUUUCCUUCCUACGUUCUCAUUUUUAUAAUACAUGUGAGUUUUUUUCCCCCCAUUAUUAUCAUAAUCUAGUGUUUUACACACACAAAAAAACAUACUACGGUACAUAAUUGAAAUACAGUUUUUAUUGUAUUAUUAAAUAAUUUUUCACAUGAUGGUAAUGAUAAUUUCUGUGGAAUGGGUUAUUCCUAAUUAUUCGCCCUCUAAUACUGUUUAAGAAAAAUAUAAUACAUUAUAUUUAUUUAUUUAUUUAUUCCUUUGCAUUUGGAGUGAAAUAUGACAUUGAAGUGGUCUUGACUGAGAUUUAUGCUGUGCGAAAUUUCAGUUGCAUUGACCUAAAUUUAUUUUAGUAUGUCAGUUUAAGCAGUUUGUCAAUAACAUAAGUUUAUAUAAUUUUGUUUUUUGGACUGGACAUUCUUACAGUACGAAUGGGGAGCGGUCAGUUUUAGUUAUGAAGGAAACAUUAUUUUGUGGGUUUGUGAGUGAGCACGCUGUAUGCAUGGGCCGUGUGUGUGUGUGUACGCACAACAUGAAGACUACAUACACACAAUGCCAACUGACUUGAGUGUGUCAGAUCUGUUAAAUGGCUUCGGUGUAUCUGCUCACGUAUCUCCACAGCCUCUCCGACCAGUAUUGAUGUAUAGUUUGUACACUCCAGAUUGAAGUUUUCAUAAUUUAUUUCAUGCAUCUUUUAUCACUUUUCCAUAUUUUUAGUCACAGGGCAAAUAGUAGCACUGGUGUGCUUUGGGAUAGUUUAUAUAUAUAUAUAUAUAUAUAUAUAUAUAUAUAUAUAUAUAUAUAUAUAUUAUAUAUAUAUAUAUAUAUAUAUAGGACAUCAUGUACAAAGUUACAUGAGUGUUGUUAGGACAGCUUAAAUCUUAGUCCUGUGCUUUUGUAUUCAAUCAUUUGCACUGUUUUGUUUUUGCUUUAUUUUGCACCAUACACAGCUCUUGGUUGGAAUAAUGGCUUUUAGGAAUUACUUUCAUAUUGUAAUUUAUUUCACAAAAAUUAAUGUGUCCAUUGAGAGCAUAACAUUGACUUAAAGCACCAGCUUAUCAGCUCAAAACUGCUGAUCAACAUUUUCUGCCCAUUUUCUUUAAGACACUGGCUUUGUUCACACUGUACACAAUUCCGAUUUGGCUUUCUUAUUCAGUCUCUUGGAUCCAUUUGUUCAAACAGUGUAGACAAUAUCGGUUAUAUCUACAUCAGUUGCCAUAAACUUCACCACUGACAUCUGCUUGUGGAUGUCAGGAGUUGAUUGUUCUUAUUCUGAAAGUAAUGAAUUUGGAUCCAGUUCAAACAGUGUAGUCUGUAUCUGGUAUAUUUUCAUCAGUUGCCACAGAUAUAACCACUGGUGUCAGCUUGUGGAUGUCAGGUUUUGAUUGUUCUUUUAAUAAAAAUCUUACUUUAAAUGUUGUCCCCCCCCAGUAAGAAUAUCUUACUGACAGUUUGUAUUUUGAGUCUUUUUUUGAAUGGUAGUGUAUUUGUGUGUAUGGGGUGGUGUGAGGGGGGGACACUUUUUUUCUGCCUGUCUGAACAAAGCCUUUGAACCUGUGUUUUUUUUAUAUAUAUCACAUAAUUAAGGGCAAUUUUUAUUUAAGAGAAUGUUAAAUUUCACCAAGUGUUAGAAUUCAGCCAAGUCUUACUGUACAUUCUAGUUCAGUAUAUCACUCUAGCACUCGGCUUAUCCCAGUCUACAGCAGAUCCUCCAGAUAUUCUUUACAAACAUUAAAUAUUCUUGAGGGAUGUAUAUUAGACAUUCAGAGGGUUGGGAACUUUUUGUGUCUUACAAAAUGUAAUGCCACUUCAAGUGCUUCAUUAGUUCCUGUAACUCUAGUCAAGCUGCUCAUUGCUCUGGUGGUUAAUGUACUGUACGUAUGUCAAAACAUUUCCUCAUCCUUUCUGUUUCUUCAUCAAGAGUAUAUUAAAUGUACAAUUUGGUUUUGAUGAAUUUAGAGGGGAAAAAAUGUCAAACAAGGAAAUGUUCAAUAAACAACUGAAAGCUA
This is a messenger RNA of Cyprinus carpio (common carp), 5501 nucleotides long. RefSeq names its product taperin-like. Gene Ontology annotation, molecular function: phosphatase binding. The record is from RefSeq and is a predicted model, not a curated record. Lineage: Eukaryota; Metazoa; Chordata; Actinopteri; Cypriniformes; Cyprinidae.